This is a messenger RNA of Acanthoscelides obtectus, 219 nucleotides long. The record is from the annotation of a GenBank genome assembly. NCBI's taxonomy places the organism in Eukaryota, Metazoa, Arthropoda, Insecta, Coleoptera, Chrysomelidae.
GCCCAAGGCCUAAACACCCAUGAGGAUACAGGGGAAAGGGGGAACACCACACGGACUCUGGCGAGGGAACACGUGUGCAUGCGACAUGCACACAUUCUGGCCCCGCCUACGAGAUCCGCCGGGUGGUACCUCUGAGUUCGACAGUCAGAGACCGUCUACCACCUACAGACAAUCAUAACAUCCAUAGCCAAGAGAAACAUUUCUCUUGGGAGGGGAUUC